GUCGCCGCGUACACAUGCACGCAGAUCGCCCCCGCGCGACGCGACACGCGCACAACUGACGCGAUCGCGAACUCCGAUUCCCUUUUUGUUUAUUUUUCGCUUGCGUCCUUCGGACCGUUUUGUUUCCGAGGCAGCGAGACGAAGAAAAAAAGGAGGCGCGGAUGGAUCGAGCGAGAGAAGAUUGGUGCCGGCCGUACGGAUAACCGGCCCAGACGACGCCUCAUGCGCCGAAGCUGAUACACGUUCAACCAAAAGCCACGAAAUCCUCAAACCAAAGCCUCCAGUCAUAUCUUUCGUUUCGAAAAUCUAAAUAUAAGCACUAUUUUUUAACCUUUUAACGAUAAAUCUAAAUCGUAAAUAGUAUACGCUAACUCCCAAACAGUACAAAUUAAUUUAAGUCUGAAGUGAUCGGUAUUUACAAUAAAAAAGCCUUGAACGAGCGAAGUUAAUCAACCAACGACCAGUAUUUAAACGUUCCAAAAUAAUAGAAAUCGUUAAACGAGUGCACAAAAUAUUUUAUCGAUCGUUAACAAUUAUAAUACGAACCGAAUCCUCGAGCAUUUUGUAAAAAAGUCAGCCAAAGAUUUUUAUAAACCCUUAGACUUUAAGAGUUCGUGUAAGUUCAACUGCCUCUUGUUAAGGACUUUUAUAUUUAUUCCUUAGUUGGAUAACGAAGAUAUUGUGAUUAGUUUUAGUGUAAACCAGUGUGCCGUAUAACCGUAACAUUAAGUGCUACUUAGAAUACCGAACGUUAACAAAUUAGCGGAGCCACGUCAAGAGUACAAAUUGUAAGUUCCAGUGCAGUUCCGAGUGUUCAGUACUACAAUAGACUUAGAGCUUAUUUUUGUAAGGGUUUAUGGUCCCCGACGCGAUGAGGCAGCGUCGAGGCAAGGCGUCAUGAGCGAGGCGCUCCACAGCGACGCCAGCGCAGACAGCGCUCUUCCGCCGUUCUCCACCUUCGGCGACAUGGAGAACGAGCAGCGGAUCCUCACAGCCGACACGCGGCUGCUUGACCCCGCCUGGGAGUACUACGAGAGGACCGGAGACACGGUCUCCGUCAUCGCCAGCCAGCCGCAGUACCGACCCUGGGAAUCAAUGCCCAUCACGGUGCACUCCAAAGACUCCUUCCUACGGGCUGGCUUCUCCGCGGCGCUGGACUACCAGCCCGUCACGCUGCAGCCGAUAACGAACAAGCUGCCGUCCUUCCAGAGCCAGUUCCAGACUUUUCCAGAAACGUCGGUGAUACCGGAGACGGGUCUGCCUAGCGUGACCCCGGUGCCGGUCACGGCGAGCCCGACGCCCAGCGCGAGUCCUAGUCAGUUAACCCAACUCACGCAACUAACCACACCGUCGUCACCUGCGCAUCUCACAACUCUUGCACAGAUGACGCCCCUAUCGACCACCCUGACGACUCUGUCGCCGGUCAACGCCACAACAUUCCAUACGCUAACAGCUGUGAAUGCGAGAAGCUUCCCGAUCGUGCCGGCGCCCUUGCAGGCGAGGGAGCUGGCACCCGCCGGACAGGCGUACAUCGACGACCGGCACAUACAGCUAUACCAACCAAACAUAGCCACUAUAAAUGCGUAUCCGACGCAAAAUGGCAUCCUACACCAGAAUGGAACGCUCCUUCACCAAAACGGGAGCUUAAUACAGAAUAUACAAAGUCCAACCGUUGUUCAUGUGUUGAAAAACGAGCCUUUUGAUGUGAAAGCACUACAGGAGAAGUAUACGCCGAACGGGCUACAUCACAGUAAUUUCCAGAAUCCAAUGUUGAUUGACAAUGGUUAUGAGAAAAAGACGAAUGGGUUUGGCACCGGUUCGUCGCCAACAAGAUCGGACUUUAGGAAGAAGGAGAGACGGAAAAUGCGCGCGAAUAGCACAGAAUCAGACGGGUCUAACAUGGAAGUAGGGUCAGAAAGCAGUGGACAGGUCGCGGCGGUGUCUUCAACGGCAGGAUUUAAAUCACCGAUGCACGGAGCACCCCCGAUGAACACUGGCCCUAUGGAAAUGGACGACAUUACCAGUGAAAAACAGACGAAGAAGAAACGGAAAAGAUGCGGUGAAUGCAUCGGUUGCCAGCGUAAGGACAACUGCGGCGACUGCGCUCCGUGCCGCAACGACAAGUCACAUCAGAUAUGCAAGCAGAGACGGUGCGAGAAGUUGACCGAAAAGAAGCUUAUUUUGGCUCCGGACGGCACCUUGCAGACAGUGAAGAGCGAGUCUCGGAGAGGACGCGGCAGAGGGCGCUCGAGUACCACACCCGUCUUACAAGACAUCAAGAGCUACCGCGGUCGCAAGCCCCUCGGAGGUACAGCGGGAGUGGCAGGCGGCGGAGUGCCCGGCGUGGCCGCCGCAGCGUCUCCGAGCCCAGCGCCCCAAGCACCGGCAGCGCCGAGCCCAGCCCCGGCAACCACGCCCGCCAUGAAGCAGGAACAUCCUAGCCAGCCCAUGGCACCAAUGCCAUUCUACGCGGGAGAUCCAAACCGCUUCCCGACGGCGUGGCAGACAGAUCCGUCUCAAGGUUGGCAGAACCAGUUCAUCCAGCAACUCCCCACACAAACUGGGCAGACAACGCUGGACUACCAGGGCAACCACACAGCGUACGCUACAUCGCCGCACUACCAAGCCAACACCACGUACACCGUCCAGAACGUCGCCACCGCCUUCGACGCCAGCAAUAACACCUACUACCAGGCUGGCAUCCAGUCUGUACCUGCCCAGCGGCCGCCCUCCAACCGCGGCGCCUACACACCCGUGCCAUCGCCUAGAGCGCCUCACUACGCAACAGAUUACCAACAACAGUACGCUCAGGCAGCAACACCCGGUGCUACAUCUGGCAAUGACUCUCGACCAGCCUCAGCCGCAUCAUACCAAAAUUCCGUUCCAACAACAGCAGCUGGCUACACUGUCAGUCAACAAUCUUACGAUCGCACAGAAUACUCUCAAGAACAUCAAGAAGAAUAUUCCAACCCUGAAAAUGGGUCGGGAGAUACCAGCAACGAAGGCGAGAGACAAGAACAAAAUACGCCUAAUGGACAGCAUUCGGGAAACGCCGAGCCUGGAUACCUGCAGGGGAGCAACGGUCCGCGAGCUUCACUCGAUUGUAGCGGGUAUUCGGGCGGCUAUAAUAGCGGGCAGUACAGAGAGAACGGGCAGCCACAGAACCAGAAUGAAUGGCAACAACACCAGUGGCAGCACAACCAAAGAAUACAGAACCAACAGUUGCAAAACCAACAGCAGCAAAUACAAAACCAACAGCAACAGAUACAGAACCAGCAAAUGCAAAACCAACAACAGCAGUUGCAGAAUCAGCAGCUGCAGAAUCAAUUGCAAAACCAACAAAUGCAAAAUCAACAGAUGCAAAAUCAGCAGAGGCAGCAGGACGAUGAACAGCAGAUGUUCUCGCAAUCAGACAGGGUGAACUUAAACUCGAGACUGAAAACGAUGAUAUUAAACAAACAGAACCACACCCGGGACGGCACUAACACACCGCCGGACAAAGGUGACCCAGGGGAAGGGCCGCCUCGGGUUAUUGACGAUAGGAAGACCGGAGGCGUCACUGUCAAUGACGAUAGAAACACUACCGGUCAUUUUUUAUCGUAUAGCCACCAUCUCCGAGAUAAUUACCGCUUAGGCGAACAGGCGUAUUCUGUCGCUGGUAAUUAUUCACAAAACACCCAAGCCUAUGGCGCGGGUGAGUUCGGAGGUGGUGGCCACCAAGUAUGGGAGGGGGGGACAGAGGUCCCAAGAACUUUUGAUAAACACGCUUCGACCAAGAACGUAACUAAAGCUCCACAAAAGUUGCCGUCUUACGCAGACAUGAGAGGACAAUACGGUACAUACUCAAACGUACCCUAUGAAGCGCAGAAGUAUGCAGAAGUUUAUAGUAAUGAUAGUAGUUUAAGUUAUACUCAACAAGAUAGUAAGGAUUUUCAAUCAAAAAUGCUCAUUGGACCAGUAUCGGAGAUGAAUCAACAAAACUGUAACCCACCUAGGGACACAAACGCACAAAGAAGAGCUUAUGAAAGUAGGGAAGCAUAUGACGCUAAAUUUAGACAUCCUUCGGCACCUUUAAUUCCUAAAUUGGAGAUGCCUGAUACCUAUCAAUAUCAUAAGGAUGAUAGAUUAUUAAAAGCAGAGCCACAGAGGCUUAUAAAUCAGGCUACAUAUCUUAAACCAAAUGAAAUGCCUAUCAAUAAUACGUACAGAGAGUUUCCGAACGGCGCAGCAAGGCCGCAACAAAAUACCGUUCUGCCCCCGAUAUCGACAAUCAAACAGGAAAAUUUUGGGCAAAAGCCUCAGUCUUAUCAGAAUUUCCAAAACUUCCCUUAUUCGGAACCUGCAAAGCGACCAGAGUCGGCUGAAACUUUCGCACAAAUACCGCGAAUGCAGGAAAAUAUGGGCUUCCAAAGAUACCAUCGUAACUUCACUGAUCCAAAGAAUAAGGAACCAGAAAAACCUGCUGAGAGAACUACCACAGUUGAUCCUAAACCACCGUAUUACAUAGAACAGAUAAAGUCUGAACAUUCUCCACCGGGGCACAAAAUAUACAAAAACCUGCCUUACAAUCAGCCUCCAAGGAACGAGCCAUAUCUUUACCCGGGAGAUGGUGGACCGGCUUCUAUUAGAAACGAGGUUGGGUAUUCAUGUUGUCGCCAAGGAUCUACUAAGAAACCGCCACCAGAACAUUUAAGAGACGGCGCUUGCCCUGGCCUUCAGACUAAAGAUGAAAUAUUAGAGGAUGACCCAGAUGCAGAAAAAAUUGAUCCUAAAGCUCCAUCAAAGCCCGGCACUCCAGUUCCUGAUUUAGCAAAACCUAAAGAGAAUCAGUUUAAUUAUUCCAAAGAGUACCUGGAAAAUCUAGAAAGGUUACGAAAUAAUUCUAGAACCGAAGUUCCUGAUUGCAACUGUUUUCCGGCUGAUAAAAAUCCUCCGGAACCGGGCAGUUAUUACACUCAUUUAGGGGCUGCAUCAACUUUAGCAGAGCUAAGGAAGGAUCUAGAAGCUCGAACUGGCUUAUCUGGCAAAGAGUUAAGGAUAGAGAAGAUCUGUUAUACCGGGAAGGAAGGGAAAUCGGCACAGGGCUGCCCGAUGGCUAAGUGGGUAAUAAGACGUGCAAAUUACACAGAAAAAGUAUUAGUAGUAGUAAAAUUCCGAAACGGUCACAAAUGUGCCACCUCCUGGAUCGUCGUAUGUCUGGUUGCCUGGGAAGGCAUUCCGCAAUCUGAAGCUGAUCUGGACUACACACUGCUGUCACACAAGCUCAAUCGAUACGGUCUUCCAACUACCCGCCGGUGUGCCACUAAUGAGAAUAGAACCUGUGCCUGUCAAGGCCUGGACCCAGAGACCUGCGGUGCUUCCUACAGCUUCGGAUGUUCCUGGUCGAUGUACUACAAUGGAUGCAAAUACGCCCGUUCAAAAACCGUUCGCAAAUUCCGUCUGUCUGUGAAGACUGAGGAAAGCGAGAUAGAAGAACGCAUCCAUGUGCUGGCUACGCUACUCAGCCCUUUGUACAUGAACCUUGCACCGAAGGCCUUUGAGAACCAGAUUCAGUUCGAGAAGGAGGCGUCUGACUGCAGGCUUGGGUUUAAGCCGGGACGACCGUUUUCAGGAGUUACAGCAUGCAUCGACUUCUGCGCCCACGCCCAUCGUGAUCUCCACAACAUGAACAACGGCUGCACCGCCGUCGUCACGCUCGCGAAGCAUCGCUCCCUCACCAGACCGCCUGAUGAACAGCUCCAUGUACUGCCUCUGUAUGUCCUGGAUACCACUGAUGAGUUCGGCUCCAAAGACGGACAGGACGAGAAAGUGAAGAGCGGAGCCCUUGAGAUACUCGAUAAGUAUCCUAUGGAAGUACGAGUACGAUCGGUCCCGCUGCAACCAUGUCGUCGUCACGGCAAGAAGAGAAAAGAUGACGAGAAUUCAGAAUCAAACACAUCAGCUAACAGCAAUAAUUCCCAGAGCCCUGGUAAUAACCAGAAGAAGUCUCAACAGUCUCCGGCGCCUAGGACUCCUCAGCCGGCUGAUGCAAGGAAUAAUGCAAGUCCUCGAAGUCAAAGUAGCGCGUCACCCAGAGCCAUCACACCAGCACUCAACCAAUCGAACCCUUCAGCGUUCACUAAUAACUCACACUACAACUCCGCAUUCGUCAACCCUAAUAUGCAACACCAGAACCCAGGACUUAUCAAUCCCAAUUUAGGCAACCCUGCGUUGUUAGACAUGGCGACUAUGAUAGAUAACUUUACGGAUGCUCAGCUGCAAAGCAAUCAGAUAUCCAGCACUGUAUUAGACUCGCCAUACAAUCCAUACGAUCAAAGUUAUAAUUUACACCAUCAGAAUGCUAUCUAUAACCCAAACCAUGUAUCGCCGAUAGUUGAAGGCAAUCCAAUUCAGAAUCACCAGAAUCAAAAUCCUAAUCCGAAUCCUAAUCAAUUGCCAAGUUUCGCCGCUGGAUUACAGAAAAGAGAGCAACAGUUCCCCAACCAAAUGGCGCCUCAGAACCAAUGGCCGGACUUCGCUAACACUGAAUUGUUCAACAAUGUUGUUAAAGAGGAUCCUGAUUCUACCACUGCGCAUUUGAACGUUGCUCCUAAUAAUUACAGCCCAGAUUCAAGCAGGAGCGAAACUAAUUCAGAUCCAAUGUUGCCAAAAGUUACCCCAGAGCCUGAGAAACAAAAUCUAAUAGCUGACAUCACAAACAAAAUUCCUGAAUUUGACAUGCCCACUUCUCCGCGAUUGACUGAGAUAUCACAAAACUCUCAGAGCACGCCAGCCUCUCCAGCUCCUUCGCAGAUCCCAGAACUCAAAUCACCGAACAAUGAAUUAAUGAAUUGUGAUGCUCGUAAAAGCGUAUGGAAGUCACCAGACUCUAAAAAUUGGGACCCAAAACCCAAAGAUCAGGCCACACCUGAAAACGAGAACUCAUUAUUUAGAGUACCCAAAGCAAGACCUCCAUCUAGGUCACAGCAUACUAAUCCGCCCGAAGCCAUUGAAAAUUCGACUUUCCUAAAACCAUAUCCGCCUUCAGACAGGCCGCAUUUAAGUCAAGGCUACGAGCACAGGAGUCCAUAUGACAGUAGAUUGAACAACACUGCGCCCCAAACAUCCACUUCCCAAAAUAACUUCACGAUUAACCAUGAGGAACAGAACAUGCAGGCGGCGGCUAAUAAACAAGUUCCCGAGUUUGCUGGCAACAACUUCCACCCCGUUAAUCAGAACACUUAUGGCAAUCAGGCACAGAUACAAAGUUAUGGCAACUACCCGCAGGUUGCGAACGCCUACUCCUUCCCGCCGAACCCGUACGGACACUACAGCCCAUAUGAGAACACGUACAAUGAUUACAACAGCUUGGCGUAUUACAAUGCUGAGAAAUACAAAAGGGAAGAGCUUCUCAGGAACCCACAUUGUUACAACUCCUAUGGGUACCAAUACAAUCCAAACUUUGCUCCUAACUUUUAUCAAAAUCCAAGUCCAAAUUGGUGUCAGUCAUCACCAAACUGGUGCAUAUACCCGCCACCAUUUUCCAUUCCGUAUCCACCCGAACCGCCAAAAGCUGAACCUAUUGGCGAAGUUACUGAAUUCACAGAAAACUUAGAUUGUUUCAAAGACGGUCAGAUGGGUGGCGUCGCUAUAGCACUGGGGCAUGGAAGCGUUCUGUUUGAAUGUGCGAAGCAUGAAAUGCACUCUACAACUGCAGUCAAAAGUCCAAACAGAGUUAAUCCCACGAGGAUAUCUCUUGUGUUCUACCAACACAGGAAUUUGAAUCGUCCCAAACAUGGUCUUGAAGAAUGGGAGGAAAAGAUGAGGUUAAAGAAACUGGGGCUGAAUCCUCCGACGCCGGGUACGCCAACGCCGGCGUCCGCGGCCGUGUCCCCGGCCGGCACGCCGACGCCGGAGCGCGCGGAGAAGGCGUCGGCCGGGCUGCCGCCGCUGUCGGUGCUGGUGGAGGCGGCGGCGGCGGCGCGGCGGCGCGGGGAGGUGCGGCUGCGGGCGGACACGCAGACCACGAUGUCGUGGACGACGCUGUUCCCGAUGCACCCGUGCACGGUGACGGGCCCCUACCAGGAGUCGAGCACCUGACGCAAGCUCGCGCCGACCCGCGCGAACACGAACACGAGACGCUCCGACGUCCCUUCCCUAGCUAUGUAAGCUCUAUGUUGCCUUUCGAUUUUAGAAGUCUUCUAAUCGUCGAUUAGAGCCGUCGUGCUUUCCAAUAUAUUUUGUAGUUCCUCGAUUAUGAUAAGUAUUGUGUGCGGCACGGCACUGGUCCGCUGCGCUGCGCGGUUGAAAAUCCAGCGAUUCCUUUAUGCAUUUAAAAAUUGGAAUUGAGUACCGUUUGUAACUGAAAUAUUUUUUAAAACGUAUACCGAGUGAGUUUUAAUCAAAGAUGUAACUUUAAGUUUUAAUUUUAAAUAGUGUUUAUCGCAUUUCAGCUAGUCUUACGUUACGUUAGUAUCGAUUGUGUAUUUUGUCAAAAUGACCGUAAUCGUGUAGAUUUUUUUGUAUAUUCUUGUCGUAUGUUUUAAGUUAACGAUCGUUGACCCGACCACAGAGCGGUUAGUUUAAUUUUAACAGACUAUUGCUGUAUAAAAUAGUGACGUUAAUGUAGGUUUUGUCUGCAUAUUUUGUCGAUGUUUUUUUUCUAAUUAAGCGCAUAAUCGAAAGUUUUGUGCGACACAAUGAUCUCAUAAACUACUAACCCUACAUUAUGUAAAGUUUAUCAGAACAAAAGUACAAAACACUACAUUGAGAGCGGUCGAAGGGCCGCGGCCGGCGUCAUGGCGCCGGCUGGUGGCGGAUACAUUCGGCGGUCGUGUUUAUUCAUAUUUUUGUACCUUUGUCUGUCAAUUAGUUGUUUUAUUUAAUUUGUAAUGUUAAUUACCAUUCCUGUCAUUCUGAACAUUUGUUUUGGCUUAUAUUUUAAUGGAUUUAAAUAUGAAAUGAGGGCGAUCGCGCCUUAGUAUUUUACCACAAAGAUACGAGUGCUUUUCUAUUAGGUUAAGACGUGUGUAUUUUUAACUUUUUAGAAUAUUUAACUUAUUUAUAUUGUAUUACGUGAACCAUUAUCGUAUCAUUUUCUUUGUAAUAAUUUUAGUGUUACUGUAGACAUUAAUAUUUAAUAUAUUUGCUUUACGGCUCGAUCAUUAAAUUAUUACAGGUUGUUUUAUGCAUGUUUCAAGAUCGCCUUCUUUAUUUGUCAAAUCGAGUGCCUGUAUGUUUGGCUAUAAAUAUUAAUUGAUAUUAUAUGAUGAAUCUGAUUUUUCGACUAUAUUAUUAUAAAUUGUGACGUUAUUGUUUAAGAUUUGCGAUUGCAUUAUACGAACAUUCUUCUAACUUAGUGACGAUAAAAUUUUAUAAAAUUAGAUACCAUACAAUAAAAGAUGAAUAAUAAAUUACAUACGUUUAUAUAAGAUAGAAUAUUGCAAGGUUAAAAAAUCAAUUUUCAGGCGCUUGGAAAGAUUAUAAAGUAGGCAUAUUAUUGAAAAUGAAUGAAACCAUACUGAUGAAUAGUUAUUAAUAUAUAAUUAGAGUAAGGAAAGUUUGUUUUAAAGAUUAAACUAUUGAUAUAGUUUAUAUUUUUUACGUGUACGUAUUUAUUGAAUGGUAAAUUUAUUGGGACGAACGUGAAAAUUAUUUAUAGGUACAAGUUUUGGAUAUAA
Molecule: messenger RNA, 9659 nt
Organism: Helicoverpa zea (corn earworm)
Lineage: Eukaryota; Metazoa; Arthropoda; Insecta; Lepidoptera; Noctuidae
Gene: Tet
Product: DNA N6-methyl adenine demethylase
Exons: 13
Coding region: 898-8079 (2393 amino acids)
Biological process (GO): oxidative demethylation; positive regulation of transcription by RNA polymerase II
Cellular component (GO): nucleus
Molecular function (GO): zinc ion binding; DNA 5-methylcytosine dioxygenase activity; DNA binding
Source: RefSeq, a predicted model, not a curated record